AGAUAGCUGAUAACCGUCGACAUUUACAAGUAUCUGCUACUAAUUAUAUAAUUUGUUUAUAGUUAACAUUGCGUUAUAGUGGACGUGUUAUAGCGUCGAUUUGUGAUAAAAUUUGUUUCGUGUAUACAAAUAUGAAGACAAUAAAAAGCUAUUCUAUUGAUGGCAGAACACUAAAACUUGUAUUUGAUGAUGGCUUAUCGAUAGAUUACGAAGAUUGUUGGCUUCGAGAUCAUUGCAGAUGCACAGCAUGUUUUCACAAAGACACAAACCAAAGAGCUCAACAUCUUUUGAAUAUACCUGAUGCUACUUUUGUGAAAGUUUCAAUUACUGAAGAUUCAAAACUUUUCAUUCAAUGGAGUGAUAAUCACAAAUCGAGUUAUAUUCCUGAUUUCUUAGUACAAUUCGACUACAAAACGUGGUGUAAUAAAAGGAAAGCUACACCAAAACUAUGGCGAGGUUCUGAAGUUGCCACGAGAGUUGCCAGAGUUUCGGCUGAUCAAUUUAUUAAUAGUACUGACGGAGCCAAACUGGUAUUUCAGUCAUUGCUCGAUUAUGGAGUUGUUUUCAUUGAACAAGUGGAGCCAACACCAGAUGCAAUAGAAGUAAUCGGUAAAGCACUGGGAGGAGUGCAGAACACUUUCUUUGGUGGUAUCUGGAAAGUAACCUCAACCGCGGAACACGCUGACACAGCAUAUACUAAUAUCACAUUAAAACAACAUACUGAUAACACAUACUUCACGGAACCAGCUGGUCUACAAAUGUUUCACUGCACCGAGCACUCAAACGGGACGGGCGGAGAAAAUGUUUUUGUGGACGGCUUCUAUGCUGCAACUAAAUUGAAAGAAGAGCACCCUGAAGACUUCGACUUCCUAACCAAGUUUGAAGUGGAGGCAGAGUUCAUAGAAGAAGGUCAUUUCCAUAAAUGUUCUGCACCAGUUAUACAGCUGGAUAGGUUCAAUGAUAUCAAGCAAAUAAGAUUUAAUUCCUACGAUCGUACUCCAAUGGCAUUUGCUAAUGCUGACGAAUGCAGAGCAUAUUAUCGAUCCUUACGAAACCUAGCGAAAUAUUUUGAAGAGAGCGCAAACCAAUGGCAGAUUAAAUUGAAACCGGGUUUUAUAUUGGUGUUUGACAACUUCAGAGUGCUGCACGGCAGGACUGCGUUUACAGGAAAACGAGUGCUAUGGGGUUGUUACGUUUCACGUGCUGAUUGGUUGGACAAAGCUCGCACACUGGGCCUUAUUUGUUAA
Messenger RNA from Zerene cesonia (dogface butterfly), 1247 nucleotides. RefSeq names its product trimethyllysine dioxygenase, mitochondrial-like. Gene Ontology annotation, molecular function: trimethyllysine dioxygenase activity; iron ion binding. Gene Ontology annotation, biological process: carnitine biosynthetic process. The coding region runs from base 132 to 1247 and encodes 371 amino acids. The transcript has 8 exons. The record is from RefSeq and is a predicted model, not a curated record. Gene Ontology annotation, cellular component: mitochondrion. NCBI's taxonomy places the organism in Eukaryota, Metazoa, Arthropoda, Insecta, Lepidoptera, Pieridae.